AUGGAAAUGCGUUUAUGCUAUCGGAAGAUGAAAAUUAGUUGGUGGAUAAAUGGACGAACAGACCUAAACGAUUGGAAGGCAAUAUGGGAUUUGCAAAUAUUUCUUUCAGAUCGCAUGAUUUAUCAAACUUUAUCAGCACAUAUGAAUGUUAUCAACGUUGAAGCAAUCGAAACGGCAUCAGCGUGGCGUAAACGUCGUUUUGGUGCAACAAUUGUGCCGAACACACGAACACCAAUUGCACCAGCUACCAUUCCAUCGACUUCUAGUCAGCAGCAGUUGUUGUCGCGAUCAAUUGAUAAGAUAUAUGAAGACGCUGAACUGUGCGGUGUUUUGAAUUUGGCUGGCCGAAAAUUGAAGGAGUUUCCCGUUGGCCUUCUAGUUAAAUACGAUAUAUCCGAUGUCGUCUUUGCUGAUCUCAGCGAUAAUCGCUUUAGCGAGUUGCCAUCAUGCAUUUGUGAAUUAUCGUCGUUGGAAACUUUAAGAGUUCGUCAUGCAUCUCUUCGUUCAUUGCCUACAACUGUACAAUUUCUUGAAUCUUUAGCAUAUCUCGAUUUAUGUGGUAAUCAAUUGACAUCGUUACCCAUUGAAUUGUUUUCAAUUCCUUUGCAAGUUUUACUGUUGUCUGGAAAUCGUCUUGAAUCUAUACCGCGCGAAAUACGACAACUUUCUGCGUCACUUAAUGAAUUAGAUGUUAGCUGUAAUCGUUUAAAGCGUAUUCCCGCGGAUUUCGCGCUACUAAAAUAUUUGCGAGUUUUAAACUUACGGGAUAAUCAAUUGACUCAAUUGCCUUCAGAAUUAUCGCAAUUGCAAUUACGUGUUCUCGACGUGUCUGAAAAUGAGUUAACAGAAUUGCCAUUCGAUUUUCGCUUUAUGUUUUCUCUAAUUAAUUUGAAUCUCGAUUCAAAUCCUCUUAAAUCGCCAUUAGCGAAAGUUUGCCAAAAGGGCAUUGAACAUGUAUUUAAAUGGUUACAUGUUCAUGCGAAUCUUCAUGCAUCUAAUAUAAAGCAAAUGUCCGAUAUUCCUUUUAAUGGUUCGGAAACAAUAAAUGCAACUUUGCGACGAGGCAAAUAUGAAAAUAUCUCGGAAGCAUCUCUACGGCGUUGCGAUAGAAGGUCGCGUUCGUCGAGGUUCAAUACUCUUUGUGGUAGCGACUCCGGUUAUGCUUCAACUGUUGAUGAGCAUCGACAUUCAUAUGAGUCAUCGACAACAGCUGGUUCUCUAUUUGGAAAUAAUGAAUCGCAUAUAACACGGAUCAAUUACGAUUCGAAUAUUCGCAGUAAUCCAACAGCACUUCAGCAUAAACGUUCAGCACCUCUGUCGAUGGGCACAAUAAUUGCGUCAAGUUGCAAGAGUGGUCCUAUAAAAGAGGCUGAUUUGGAAGCAAAGGCUAGUCGUAAAUUGUUUGAUCGCAACAUUAUUGAACGUUCGUUAUUGGCUUCAAAAAGCACUUUCAUUUCAAAUUCUACAUCGUCUUCGAUUGCUCGUCCUCAGGCGAUUGUUUCUCCGAUUACUUCAACGACAGUUUGUGCAAAUGAACCGCAAUUGGAAACAAAUAUUGCUUUAAAAGCUACCAUCGUAGAAUCAGUAGAUUUCCGUGAUAAUUUAUCGAAAAGUGAAUUGAACGCUAUUGAAUGUAUUAUGGAUGUAAGCAACAAUAAUAUCUCUGAAUUCGAUAUGGAUACUACUAUUGAAUGUGGUGAUAAAUGUUGUGGAACUAAUCAUAAAUUAUCAACAAGUCGGCAUGAUCAAUUUUCGAGUGAACUAGAACCAAUGAAAAAUAAUAAUUUAAGAGGACAUGAUCGACGCGGUAUGCAGGUUUCAGUUGGUGAAUUUACAACAAAAAUUCUUCCACCUGUGAUUGAGAAUAAUACACCAGAAACUUCUUUAACUUGUGAUACAAGUAGUAAUAUCAGUUCGACUUCGAGUACCAUCGCAGGUUCACGAGAUGUUUGUAGUGCAACAACCGUUACUCGAUCGGCCCCAGUGAAAGUUUCUCUCUCAUCAACUGUGAAGGAGCCUAACGUAACUCCCAUUGUCGUUAGACCUUCGCAGUCUUCCUUCACGCGAGCUGCUUCUGGUAUUAGGAAACCGUCAGCUACUAAUCGCACUCUAUCUCAGACUGGAAAUACUGGUUCUUCUAGUCUUUCUAUUGAUGGAACUAAGCUAUUGAAAGCCCGUGACAGUAUUGGUAUUGCGCGAAAUAGUCUGAAUAAUAAGACAAAAAAGCCUUGUGAACCAAUUAAUCGACAUCAGUUCACUCGGAUAGCCAGUGUCAAUAACAAUACAAGUUCCAGCAAUGCAGGCCAAGUUCCAGCAGCUGGUGUUGUUGAAGCUAUGCGUAAGGCAAUCGAGCAACGCUUGAAUACAGAAUUACCGAAGGAUCGUGAACAAUUGGCGAUUUCCUUGGCCGAUGGCAUUCAUUUAUGCAAUUUUGCCAAUCAAAUACGCCCCAAAACCAUCUCUAGUGUGCUUCUUCGACCAUCGCAAGAGGCGUCACUUUCUUCACCAAAAUGUCGUCGUAAUAUCGAAAAUUUCUUAAAUGCUUGUCGGCGUUUAGGAAUACCAGAGGCAUCACUAUGCAAUUCUUUGGAUAUAUUAGAGCGACGAAAUCUUCAACAACUGGCGAGAACGGUACUCGCAUUAAACAAAUUGCACGCAGCGUAUAAUAUGACAAUUUCUCGACAUUCUGAUAAUCGCCAGAUUACGAAUGUGUGA
This is a messenger RNA of Dracunculus medinensis (Guinea worm), 2715 nucleotides long. The record is from the annotation of a GenBank genome assembly. NCBI's taxonomy places the organism in Eukaryota, Metazoa, Nematoda, Chromadorea, Rhabditida, Dracunculidae.